Hansenula anomala is the source of this 453-nucleotide messenger RNA. It is a transcript of the gene MRPL19, whose product is annotated as mitochondrial 54S ribosomal protein uL11m. The transcript has a single exon. Gene Ontology annotation, biological process: translation. Bases 1 to 453 code for a protein of 150 amino acids. Gene Ontology annotation, molecular function: structural constituent of ribosome; large ribosomal subunit rRNA binding. The record is from RefSeq and is a predicted model, not a curated record. Gene Ontology annotation, cellular component: mitochondrial large ribosomal subunit; ribosome. NCBI's taxonomy places the organism in Eukaryota, Fungi, Ascomycota, Saccharomycetes, Phaffomycetales, Wickerhamomycetaceae.
AUGUCAGCUCGUGGUGGUGCAGUAAAGAAUAUUUUUGUUAAACUUAUUGUCAAUGCCGGUCAAGCUGCCCCAACCCCUCCAGUUGGUCCAGCAUUAGGUUCCAAAGGUGUUAAAGCUAUUGAUUUUUGUAAAGAAUUUAAUGCAAGAACAGCAUCAUAUGCCCCAGGUGUUCCUAUUCCAGUUGCUUUGACUAUUAAACCAGAUAGAAGUUUCCAAUUUGAAUUGAAAUCUCCUCCUACUGGUUAUUUAUUAUUCAAAGCUGCUGGUAUUGAAAAAGGUGCUGCAGAAGUUGGUCCAGGUAAACCAUUUGCUGGUGAAAUUUCUUUGAAACAUGUUUAUGAAAUUGCAAAGAUCAAAAAAUCCGAUGAACGUCAUAAAGAUUUAGCUUUAGAAGGUAUAGUUAAAUCCGUUAUAUCGACUGCUAAAAGUAUGGGGAUCAAUGUUGUGAUAUAA